GGAUUCCUGAGCGGUCCCAGAGGGUCCUGAGGUGUCUGGGGAUCCCUGAGCGGUCCCGGAGGGGCCGGGGGUGUCCAGCCGGGGGUCCCUGAGGGGCUGGGGGUCCCCGGGCCGGAGGCCCCGGCGCUGCCGCGAUGUCGAUGUCGCACCUGUACGGCACGGACGGUGCCGAUGGCGUGGAGAUGGAGAGUUUCGAGGUGUCGGACUGGGACCUACAGAACGAGUUUAACCCGCACCGGCAGCGGCACCGCCAGACCAAGGAGGAGGCGACCUACGGCGUGUGGGCCGAGCGCGACUCGGACGAGGAGCGGCCGAGCUUCGGCGGGAAGCGCUCCAGGGAUUACUCCGCCCCCGUGAGCUUUGUCAGCGCCGGGCUCAGGAAGGCGGCGGCCGAGGAACAGUCAGACGAGGACUCGGAUGAGGAUGAGAAACCUGGGAAGCAGGAGGAGAUCCCCAAGGAGUUCGUGCCCAAGAAGUUGAAAACAGGAGGAAAUUUCAAGCCCAGCCAGAAAGGCUUUGUAGGGGGCACCAAAUCUUUCAUGGAUUUUGGCAGCUGGGAGAGACACACUAAGGGAAUUGGGCAGAAGCUUCUCCAGAAGAUGGGAUAUGUCCCUGGAAGAGGUCUUGGGAAGAAUGCUCAAGGCAUCAUCAAUCCCAUCGAGGCCAAGCAGAGGAAAGGCAAAGGUGCCGUGGGGGCCUAUGGCUCUGAGAGGACCACUCAGUCCCUGCAGGACUUCCCUGUGGUGGACUCAGAAGAGGAAGCUGAGGAGGAAUUUCAGAAGGAGCUCAGUCAGUGGCGGAAGGACCCGAACGGAGGCAAGAAGAAGCCCAAGUACAGCUAUAAGACAGUGGAAGAGCUGAAAGCCAAGGGCAGGAUCAACAAGCAGCUUGCAGCCCCUCAGAAGGAGCUGUCCCAGGUCAAGGUUAUAGACAUGACAGGCCGGGAGCAGAAGGUUUAUUACAGCUACAGCCAGAUCAGCCACAAGCACAACAUCCCAGAUGACAGCCCCCAGCAGCCCCUGGGCAAGGACUCCAAGCCCCAGGGGUUCGCCCUGCCUGAGCUGGAGCACAACCUGCAGCUGCUGAUCGACAUCACGGAGCAGGAGAUCAUCCAGAACGACCGGCAGCUGCAGUACGAGAGGGACAUGGUGGUCAACCUGAGCCACGAGAUCCAGAAGAUGUCCGAGGUGCUCUCGCACGAGGAGAAGGCCAUCAGCAACCUCAGCAAGGUGCUGGACAUGGUGGAGGAGUGUGAGAGGCGGAUGCAGCCCGGCUGUGAAAACCCUCUGACCUUGGAUGAGUGUGCAAAGAUUUUUGAGACACUUCAGGACAAGUACUACGAGGAGUACAGAAUGUCAGACAGGGUGGACCUGGCAGUGGCCAUAGUUUAUCCUCUCAUGAAGGAUUAUUUCAAGAACUGGGAUCCCCUCAAGGACUGUUCCUAUGGCACAGAGAUCAUAGCCAAGUGGAAGAGCCUUCUGGAAAAUGACCAGCUGUUAUCCCACAGUGGGCAGGACCUGUCGACGGAUGCUUUCCACAGACUGAUGUGGGAGAUCUGGAUGCCAUAUGUCAGAAACAUCGUGGCACGGUGGCAGCCAAGGAACUGUGGAUCCAUGGUGGAUUUCUUGGAUAGCUGGGUAAACGUUGUUCCUGUGUGGAUACUGGAUAACAUUCUGGAUCAGCUCAUCUUCCCCAAGCUACAGAAGGAGGUUGAAAGCUGGAAUCCGCUGACGGACACGGUCCCGAUCCACUCCUGGAUCCACCCCUGGCUGCCCCUGAUGCAGGCACGGCUGGAGCCACUGUACUCUCCUAUCAGGAACAAGCUGGCCAAUGCCCUGCAGAAGUGGCAUCCCAGUGACUCCUCUGCCAAGCUCAUCCUUCAGCCCUGGAAGGAUGUGUUCACUCCUGGCUCAUGGGAGGCUUUCAUGGUCAAAAACAUUGUGCCUAAACUAGGGAUGUGUUUGAACGAGCUCAUCAUCAAUCCUCACCAGCAGCACAUGGAUGCCUUUUACUGGGUGAUCGACUGGGAGGGGAUGAUUUCUGUCUCCAGCCUUGUUGGGCUGCUGGAGAAACACUUCUUCCCAAAGUGGCUGCAGGUGCUCUGCUCUUGGCUCAGUAACAGCCCCAACUAUGAAGAGAUCACGAAGUGGUACCUGGGCUGGAAGUCCAUGUUCUCAGACCAGGUGUUGGCACAUCCCUCCAUCAAAGACAAGUUUAAUGAGGCUCUGGACAUCAUGAACCGGGCUGUGUCCUCCAGCGUGGGGGGGUACAUGCAGCCGGGGGCCCGGGAGAACAUCGCCUACCUGACACACACAGAGCGGCGCAAGGACUUCCAGUACGAGGCCAUGCAGGAGCGGCGGGAGGCCGAGAACAUGGCCCAGCGUGGCAUCGGCGUGGCUGCCAGCUCCGUGCCCAUGAACUUCAAGGACCUCAUCCAGACCAAGGCCGAGGAGCACAACAUUGUGUUCAUGCCUGUGAUCGGGAAGCGGCACGAGGGGAAGCAGCUGUACACGUUCGGCCGGAUCGUCAUCUACAUCGACAGGGGCGUGGUGUUCGUGCAGGGGGAGAAGACGUGGGUGCCCACCUCCCUCCAGAGCCUCAUCGACAUGGCCAAGUGAGGCCCUGCUGGGGACCCAGAGACCUUCCCGGAGAAUAGCUUCAGUGUAACUCUUAGAAUAAAGAAGUUACAGGUUUGUAAAUAGUGAAACUGAA
This is a messenger RNA of Pipra filicauda (Wire-tailed manakin), 2712 nucleotides long. RefSeq names its product tuftelin interacting protein 11 (gene TFIP11). Gene Ontology annotation, biological process: spliceosomal complex disassembly. Bases 135 to 2618 code for a protein of 827 amino acids. Gene Ontology annotation, cellular component: U2-type post-mRNA release spliceosomal complex. The transcript has 12 exons. The record is from RefSeq and is a predicted model, not a curated record. Lineage: Eukaryota; Metazoa; Chordata; Aves; Passeriformes; Pipridae. Gene Ontology annotation, molecular function: nucleic acid binding.